Trichoderma reesei QM6a is the source of this 4085-nucleotide messenger RNA. RefSeq lists its product as uncharacterized. The transcript has 3 exons. NCBI's taxonomy places the organism in Eukaryota, Fungi, Ascomycota, Sordariomycetes, Hypocreales, Hypocreaceae. The record is from RefSeq and is a predicted model, not a curated record. The coding region runs from base 460 to 3285 and encodes 941 amino acids. Gene Ontology annotation, molecular function: osmosensor activity. Gene Ontology annotation, biological process: fungal-type cell wall organization; hyperosmotic response; osmosensory signaling pathway via Sho1 osmosensor. Gene Ontology annotation, cellular component: cell surface; plasma membrane; extracellular region.
CGCUCCUUCGACAAUCUUCUGCCAGGCGACCGUGGUUCCCCCUUCGGCUCUCGACCCAGCGCCGCCCGCGCGUCAACCGCCCUCUAUCGAGACAUUCGGGUUAUCUGUUCUCUUUCAUGACUGAAUGACCCUGGGGCCUCGGGAGGUUCUCGCGAUUCUACACCCUCGUUCGAUUUGAUCUUUGCGGAACCCUACAGACAACGCUCGCAACGCUCGCCGCCCCCCCGGUGACGGACGCCAUAUGACGAUUUGAUUGAACAAUCACGACGCUCCUUUAUUGUUUUUUGCUUCGUCGCACAUACGCUCUGGCACCAAGACAAAAUAUCAAAGACACUCAUUGACAAUUUGUCAAGUACAUUCGUUGAACUCUGUUUCUGACAUAUAUUUGCAAUCACAAACAUAAAACCACCACACUCCUUCGCAAACGGGAUCCUUAACAUUCGCUACCAAAAAAACACCAUGCAGUCCAAAUCGCUCGCUUUGCUGGCCGCUCUGGCCGUGUCUACGGCCGCCUCCGGGGCUGAGCGGCCUCGGAUCUACUACCCUCACAAGAUCAAACGCGAUCUAUUUGGCUUGCUUUCCAACUCAACAAUCAGCUCCACUUCCAGCAGCGUCACGACCGCUCCCGCGACCACGACCAGCAGCUCGACCACGUCUCCGUCUGGGCCGGAUCUGGGCGCCAUCAUCUCCGACCUCCUCGGAGGGCACCCGUCCAGCACCUCGACCACUUCGACCGCUUCGACCGCUUCGACUACUUCGACUGCGACGACUGCGACGACCGCAACCAGCUCAUCGUUGAGCAGCGCUUCCGAGUCCAGCAGCUCGAGUUCCGGCAGUGUGACGACCAUUAUCCGAUCAAAGACCAUCAUCGUCACGCCUACACCCCAGGGUACUGGCAGCACUCCGGUUCCCUUCAAGCCUCAGAAGUCUAGCACCAGCAGCUCCCUGGAUGAGACGACGCCUACCGGAACGCCUGCUGGCUCGUCUUCGCAACCCGCUGCCAGCUCUAGCUCGUCCCCUGCUGCCAGCAGCUCGUCUCCUGCCGGAACUCCUGCCCAGUCCACCUCAGCCCCUGCCGUAACCAGCUCUCCUGUUGCGUCCUCGACUGGCUCCUCUGGACUGGAUCUCAGCCUGGGCAUCAGCCUCCCCCUCGGCGGCAAGAGCUCUUCCACCACGUCUUCUGCGGCCAGCUCUGCUCAAACGGCCUCUUCUUCCCAGGCCAGCUCCAGCAAGGCUUCCGAGACUGGCAUUGUGAUUGAUCCUACUGGCGUCCGUUUCCCCUCGACCACCGCUCCCGCGGCCCAGACUCAGUCCAGCAGCAGUGCCCCUGGUUCUUCCAGCAGCGCCAUUCUCGAUAGCAGCAGCGUUUUGGGCAACUCGACCGAGGCCGACGUCAGCUCCACGCCCUCUGCGCAAAAGACGUCCUCUGCAGGCGGUCUUCUGGACCCCAUCUUGACCAUGCUCAAUCCUUCCAAGACCACGUCUCCCGCUGACUCAACGUCUGCUCCUGGAACCUCUGGCCUGCCGGUUCAGACGUCCCUCCCUGGCACUGGAUCGUCGACUUCGGCUGCUGCCUCGCAGACGAGCUCUGCCGGCGGCCUUCUCCCCAGCUUGUCUCUGCCUCUAACCCUGCCGCCCAUUCUUCCUACGGAGACUUCGUCGUCGGGUGCUCCCACCCAGACCCAGACCCAGACCCAGACCAGCUCUUCUGGUGGCCUUCUCCCCAGCUUGUCUCUGCCGCUGACCCUGCCGCCCGUGCUUCCCACGGGAACGACAUCUGCCGCCACCUCGAGCCCUGCUACUUCGCAGGAUGGAUCCAACGCCACCUCGUCCGAGCCGCCUUCCACCACCCCUGGGCUUCCCAUCUCCAUUUCCCUGCCGCUGCCUCCCAUCUCGACUUCUGACGGUUCGGUCGUGAACUCCACCUCUAGCGAGCCUCCUGUUACCGGCUCCGCUACCAUCACCAGCGCUCCCACAGGCACUGCUACAGGUACUCCCACAGGCACGGUGACGGAUGUUCCCGUUACCAACGGCACCAGCUCCGGUGAACCCACCGGCGUCAUCACUUCGGCCUCUAGCUCUGCCGUCGAGACCGGUGCGGCGGGCAACUCAACCAGUGCUGUUGAGACGUCUGCCCCCGCGACCGGAACGUCUGCCGCGACCUCUGCCCCAGUCGCUACCAGCGAGCCGGUGGCGACUGGUUCUCCCUCGACCCUGGUGACCAUUUCCAAGCCUUCCUCUCCGGUCGCCACUGUUCCCCCGGUCACUCAGACGUCGAGCGCGGAGCCCAUCACGAGCAUUCGGCCCACUGCCACGCUCACCAACACCGCGGACUGGCUGCCUACGACCAUUGUCAUUGAGCCUACCACGAUGGCCUUCACCCCGGUGACGUCUUCCGCCAGUGUGUCCACCUCGACCGCCCUGCCGACCAACGUCCCCAAGAUCAUCUACCCGGAUGACCCCAACACUCCCGCUGCGGAGGGCACUGUCCCGAUCCAGAUUGGAUUCCUGUAUCCUCUCAACUACAUGUUCGUCGCUAGCAACACCGUUGCCGCCGCCCAGAUCUUCAAGUACCUGCCUCAGGCCCUGGCCACCGCCGCCGGCAUCGACGUGGAGAAGGUUCAGGUCGCCAAGCUUGUCCCCUACGACACCCGUGCCCAGUGGGGUUAUGUCACCACUCUGGCCAAGAUCAACUACCCCCAGAACCUGAUUGACAAGCUCCAGCUGGACUUGUCGGUGGCCAACUCGCUCAUCUACAACAACCCCGACCCCAUUGUCCGCAACCUGACGUCGCUGAUCAACCCCAAGAUCAACAUCUUUGGCCAGCUCACGGACGGCGGCUCGACCGACGGCGCCGACGGCUCCGGCAGCGGCAGCGGCGGUGCUCCUCCUUCCUCUGGCUCCGCCAACAACGAUGCCUUUGGCACCAGCAGCACGGACAGCCAGAGCUCCAAGCAAAAGGCCACCACGGCCGGUAUCGCGGUUGGUGCCGUCGGCCUGGGUGCUCUGUACGGCGGUGCCAUGUUCAUCAUUGCUCGUCGCUACAAGCGCAAGAAGCAGGCCCACCGCCGCUCCAGCUCCAUUGGCAGCAGCCAGCGUUCGUCCGACAUGCAGUUUACCGGCAACGGAAGCCCUGCGCUCAUGGGUGGUGCUCUGAUGAGCCGCGACAUGUCCAGCUAUGGCGGAACGGGAAUUCGCGACAGCCACAACAGCGGAACCAGCUCUGCCCGGACUGCCAACAUCUCCCAUCCCGUUGCGGCUGAGAACUCCCUCGGCUGGAACUGAUGAUGUACACGCUUUUCAUAUCGGCCAUUUUCCCUUAUUUCACACCUACUUUUAUUUGUUCCUUUUACUUUUCCUUUUGGAUAUCCGCGCAUCAUAUUUUCCUUAUUUAAACUUCGAUACCCUUGGGGGAGCUUUUGCUCGUGAGGAUGUAGGAUGAUGUCUACGACCUUUUCUUGAUGUCUUGGCCAAGCCGACUGGAGGGUUUCGACAUGAGAGAACCAGAAACGAGAAAAGGCAACUCGCCCCCUCCAGUUCCGCUUGGGGGCCUCCUCCUCCUGGUAGUUGUCAGUCAAGCGCGCAACGGAGUUUGAUCCGUGACUGCUGACCACUCCCCCCCCCAAUUUACACUUACGCCGACCACCUGUCAAGUCGAGAAACGACAUACACAAAAAGGGAUGGCGCCAACCUUGUUGCUUUUUCCUUCUUCUGGCUCCAUCCUGGUGAUCUUGGCAUUUGCUUUUAAUAUUCUUAGCCUUGUCUGGAGUUGGAAUGAGAUAGAUGGUCUUGUGACGAUGCCUUCAGGGCCAGCGUUGUGCAACAACCAGUUGGGGUGAUAUUAUUCUACUUUUUUUUUAUUUCCUUUGCUUGAGAAAACAAAACGGAAAGAGGAGGAUAAGAGGGAGAAAAGAGGUGGAUGGUGAUGGAGUUGCUGUGGGGAUGAAGGAGGAGGAGAGAAGUAUGGGAGAGCUGGUGUUGGGGCAGGUUGAGAUAGUGGUAAAAGAAGACAAUGUUGACUGUAUAUGGACUCUACCUGUGGCUGUGAGUGAAGGUGAGAGAGAGGGUUAUGUUUGAUAUAUGAC